Orbicella faveolata is the source of this 724-nucleotide messenger RNA. RefSeq lists its product as uncharacterized. NCBI's taxonomy places the organism in Eukaryota, Metazoa, Cnidaria, Anthozoa, Scleractinia, Merulinidae. The record is from RefSeq and is a predicted model, not a curated record.
UUUCCAGAGCGUAUUUGUUCGCGCUGGUUUGGGUUAGGUACACACGCUGAGGUACAACGAAGUUAAUUACAGGAGCAUUCAAGAUGAAGGGCUUUCAGCUGACUAUAUUCGUUUUCUUUGCUGUUCUCGCAACUGUGUCUGGCCUCAAGUGCUAUUCCUGCAUGGGCACGGAUAAAACUUGCUCAAAGGAGAAACUGCAAGAGGACAACAGCAAACAAACGAUCUGUCACCUUGGAAUGGAUAAAUGCAUGAGGACCUGGGUCAAAAAAGACAGUGACACACUGGUAGUUAACUCCUGCGGCAAUGACGCAGAAUGUAAAGAAUUGAAGGAAAAAUGCGACGAUGCCAAAGAUGGAGAGUGUGCCGUGGGCUGCUGUGAUAGCGACCUGUGUAACGCGGGCUCGUCUGUUUCCUUCAGCGUGUUCUUGAUGACCGUCUGCUCUGCUCUGGGCCUGGCACUACUGAAGUGAAACAAAGAACGACAAACCCCGGGCGAAGUUUUGAUGUCACUGUAACUCAUGUUGCAAUUUAGGAGGAACUAUAGCUAACUGUGUUUUUUGAAUUUCGUGUCUAUGUUUAGCAUUUCCAUAUUCAUUAGUUGCCUGUAGUGUAGCCACUUGAAACUUGACUUCACUGAAUAAUCCGAUGAUGGUCAAUUGAUAAGCAUGUAUUACGAAGAUGUUAAUUCAGUAAGGUUUUCGAUAUUAAAAGUGUUUGAACGCAA